Lethenteron reissneri (Far Eastern brook lamprey) is the source of this 2892-nucleotide messenger RNA. RefSeq names its product histone deacetylase 8 (gene HDAC8). NCBI's taxonomy places the organism in Eukaryota, Metazoa, Chordata, Hyperoartia, Petromyzontiformes, Petromyzontidae. The record is from RefSeq and is a predicted model, not a curated record. Gene Ontology annotation, biological process: heterochromatin formation. Gene Ontology annotation, molecular function: histone deacetylase activity.
CCACCAAUCUGAACACGUGCGUUCAGCAGUGAUGUGUUUGCUGGGCUUGCCGGCGAAUCUCGUCACGAUAUAAACAUUUGGUUUGUUUAUACAACAACAGUUAAAGUAAUAACAGUAACUAUGUCGGACGGCAGCGGCGUGAGAGUCACGUACAUUCACAGCGCGCAGUACGUGUUGGCGUGUGAUACUCUCUCCAGAAUUCCUCGGCGGGCGAGCAUGGUGCACACACUCAUAGAAUCGUACGGCCUGCUAAAGUACAUGCGCGUGGUGGAACCCAGCGCCCCGAGCCGGCAGGAGCUCGCCGCGUUCCACUCGGACGACUACCUGGAGCACCUGGAGCAAGUGAGCCGGGACGGGGACGACGACCACCCCGAGUCGCAGCUCUACGGCCUCGGCUACGACUGCCCCACCACGGAGGGCGUGUUCGAGUGCGCGGCGUCCGUGGCGGGAGGGACGCUGGCGGCCGCCGGCUCUCUGAUGGACGGCUCGUGCGACGUGGCCCUCAACUGGCCCGGAGGGUGGCACCACGCGAAAAAAGACGAGGCGUCCGGGUUCUGCUACGUGAAUGACAUCGUCCUGGGCAUUCUCAAGCUCAGGGAGAAGUUCGAGAGGGUGCUGUACAUCGAUCUGGAUCUUCACCAUGGAGACGGUGUGGAGGAUGCCUUCUCAUUCACCCCGAAGGUGAUGACGGUGUCCGUGCACAAGUUCUCGCCAGGUUUCUUCCCAGGUACGGGAGGAAUCGACGAGGUGGGCAUGGGCAAGGGGAGAUAUUUUGCCCUCAACGUCCCGCUGCAGGACGGCAUCACGGACGACAAAUACUACUACGCGUGUCACACGGUCCUGCAAGAUGUGUUCGUGACCUUUAACCCAGAAGUGGUCGUUUGCCAGCUGGGAGCAGACACCCUCGCCGGUGACCCCAUGUGCUCCUUCAACCUGACCCCGCGAGGAAUCGGCCGCUGCCUGCAGAGCAUCCUGGAGUGGCGGUUGCCCACGCUUGUACUGGGAGGAGGAGGGUACCACCAGCCCAACACGGCUCGCUGUUGGGCGUACCUGACUGCUCUCAUCCUCGGACAGACCCUCUCACCUGAGAUACCUGAGCAUCAGUAUUUUACAGAAUAUGGACCAGACUACAUGCUUGACAUCACUCCAAGCUGUCGGACCGACAAAAACGACCAACAGUAUCUGGACAAUCUCAUCGCCAGAGUACGAGCCAACCUGAAAAACGCAUCGUAAUCUUCACGCGGGGACGAACGCAAAGACGCCAAGGACUCUUGUGGCACGCGGGACCGACGGGGACGAUUUCAUUCUACGGAUUUAGACGUUGGGGGAUGGGGGGGGGGGAUACGGGAGAUUAUCUAGAAGUGGCGGCUUGUGAUCACACACUCGCGCCUUUCACCGACAGACGACACCUCGGUGCACUUUAAAAUCGGGAUAAUUUGUAAAAGUUUCGUUCGUCGCGCUCACGUGUUUCGUACGGUCCGGUGGGGAACGGGCGCGUGUAAAAAAAUGAAUACCGUCGGUUGUUUUGCUUGCGUGCGUUAUUAGCGGUCGUACCGCGAGUGCCGAGACGAGCGUCUUUUGCCGGCGGAUCUCGUCAUUUGGGAACCGAUCCACGUCUCGGAUUCAACAAAACGUCGGCGGACAUCGUUUUCCGAGCGACACGCCACACACAACCUGAAGAAAGCACACCGGUCGGGAGAGCUACGUGAGAUUUUUUUUUUGCCAAAGUGAAAGAGUUGCCGCCGUUUCAUCAAAACGACGCUGGGAUCAUACCCGGGCGACGUGUUUGGUGUUUUUUUUUUUUUACGCGUCGAACCGUCCACGAUGUUUCUGUGUCGAUGGCGAUUUGCGUUCGGUCCACUGCAAGAAAAGUCGCGAUUCGGCGUCGAGAUUUAGACGAGUUUCUUUGCGUGACUGUUAACAUCACGGAAGAUGGCAAUGGCUUAGACCAGGCCUUCAUCCAGCAUCCAGCAGUGGAUCGACCAUGGCUGACAAUGAUGAUGCUUAUGAAUGUGGUUAGUGGUUGUGUCCGUAGCCUGCAGAAUUUACUUGAAUGGUUCAUCCACUGUUGGUCAUUGAUGGUUAUUUGACCCUAAACUUCACCACGCUGGUCGGUGCAGGUCAGUGAAUCAUCAUCGAUUGCUGUUGGUAAGUCACCACUUGGCAAUGUUACAAAUUGCAACGGGGCUUUGCUAUCGCCUCCCGAACGCACGCCUCUUUCGCAAGCAGUGCCCUCGCCGCGUGCACCGAGUAGCUUUUGGCCGCGGAAGAACAUUGGCGCGGGGACCUCGAACACGGCCACCCCUUGACAGGGUCGUUGACGCGAAGGAAGCGCGCUUAUUUCGGGGAGAGGGAUCACGAAGGCCAACCGAGAGACGCUCCGCUUUGCCGGCUCAUCGCUGGCUCAUCAAUUCCACGUGCGCUCGUGUCGAACCUUGCGCGCGUUCGAGAGAGUCAAAGGCGCAGCCCUGCAAUGGCUCGCUGUGUGCGUACGUGUGCACGUUGAACUUCUGCCGGCACCGUACGUAGCCAACCGUGCUAACGCGGCGUUGCAGGGAAGGACAACAAACUAAACACAACGAGGAGUUCUAAUGAAAUGCGUUUUCAAUCUACGCCACUGCUGGUGCUGUCUAGAGAGCCACCCCACCCCCUCCUCAAGAGUAUUUGGCCUACUCUUCCAUACUGGUCAAACAUCUUGGGAAAGGGGGGAGGGACCCACCCUUUACCCCGCCACACGCGACCUCCCAAUGGACAAACUGUGGUGGUGGUGACGGAUUGCCCAGUCCAGUUGUGCUGACCAUUCCGCGGCUGUGACGGCGGCCCUGAUGUGUGCGUACACCGAGAUAGUUUGUUGUGACCUGUUGUCACCGUUGUUUUGAACCAAAUUGUCGA